AUGGUUAAACCAAUCAUUGCUCCUUCAAUUUUAGCAGCCAAUUUUGCCAAUUUAGGGUGUGAUUGUCAUAAAGCAUACGAUGCUGGUGCCGAUUGGUUACACAUUGAUGUUAUGGAUGGACAUUUUGUUCCAAAUAUUUCAUUAGGUUUACCUAUCAUCUCCAGUUUAAGAAGUGAAAUUCCAAAAUCUGACAAGAAGAGUUUCUUUGAUUGUCAUAUGAUGGUUUCUGAACCUGAAAAAUGGGUCCCUGAAAUUGCUCAAGCUGGUGGUGAUCAAUAUACUUUCCAUUAUGAAGCAACCAAAGAUCCUGUAGCUUUAGUGAAAUUAAUUAAAGAACACGGUAUGAAAGCUGCUUGUGCUGUUAAACCAGGUACUCCGGUUGAUGUUUUAUAUCCAUUAGCUCAAGAUUUAGAUAUGGCUUUAGUCAUGACUGUUGAACCAGGAUUUGGUGGUCAAAAAUUCAUGCCUGAUAUGAUGUCAAAAGUUGAAGAUUUAAGAUCAAAAUACCCAAAUUUAAACAUCCAAGUUGACGGUGGUUUAGGUAAAGAAACCGUUCCUAUUGCUGCUAAAGCUGGUGCCAACGUUAUUGUUGCAGGAACUUCAGUAUUUAAAGCUGUUGAUCCUAAAGAGAUGAUUCAAUUUUUAAGAGAUCAUGUUUCUGAAAAUUUGAAAGAAAGAGGUCUAUUGGAACAGUAG
This is a messenger RNA of Yamadazyma jaroonii, 696 nucleotides long. NCBI's taxonomy places the organism in Eukaryota, Fungi, Ascomycota, Pichiomycetes, Serinales, Debaryomycetaceae. The record is from the annotation of a GenBank genome assembly.